Messenger RNA from Ostreobium quekettii, 604 nucleotides. The record is from the annotation of a GenBank genome assembly. NCBI's taxonomy places the organism in Eukaryota, Viridiplantae, Chlorophyta, Ulvophyceae, Bryopsidales, Ostreobiaceae.
CCGCCCGGGCAUCUCGUGGUCCAACGCCGACACCUACUGCUGGGAGGUGCCGCCGUCCCCAUCCCAGAAGAGGGAGCUCGAGGAUCGGGGCCACUACUGGACGGACGAAUGCGAGCUAUCCGCGUUCCUCAUCCUCAAGUACCUGGCCAUUCAGUCCGCCUGCUACCUGGUGGCCGCAGUCUACUUCGACAAUGUCGUGCCCGACGGAAAGGGCGUGCCGAGGCCGCCGUGGUACCUCCUGUCGCUUUCUUACUGGCGCCCCACUCAGCGGCGCGACGCCAAGCACUUGAAGACGGCCCUUAAGCGCCACCACGAGACGGCUGCCGGGUAUUCGACUGAUGAAGAUGUGAAAUGCGAGAGCUACCGAAUGAGGCGCAAGUGCCUCAAUAUCCUCAGAUCCAUGGGAGAGUGGUCUGAUUCGGACUCCAUUUCAAUGUCCUUCACCAAGGGUGAUGACGGGAGCGGCAUGGAAGAAUUCUGGACUGACAUAUCCAUAACUCCCAGGGGGCAGGAGGCCAGCGAGCUGGAGGAACAGGACCCCGCCGAUCCAGUGAUGCAGCUCUUCGGCUUGAGAAAGGCAAGUGCCUGGGCAGGGCGCCGGUGA